AUGAGCCCUCGAGCAGGUGAAGGGUCGGAGGCCCCGACAGAGGAGACACAUGGAUUGAGAAGGAUGGUGUCGAGGAUGCGGCUGGCGUUGAGGAAGAGUAAAAGUGCCAGUCGACUCUCCCUCUCGUCCAAGCCUGCGAAUAACUCUAGUCGACUCUCCCUCUCCAAGGCCGCGAUUCCUGCAACCGCUUCGGCCUCUGUUGAACAAAGGGAACCUAUACCACCCGUCCCUGCUCCGCCGCCGAUGAUCGAGGCACCCGUUGAAGCAACUGUCGAAGCACCCGUCGAGAAACCAGUCGAAAAACCCGUCGAGCAAACAGUCGCACCCGAAGGACCUCCACCCACGAGGCUCCUGAGAUCACAGAUGCAGAUUGAACGCGCGCGGAAACUGGUCGAGCGCUUCGACCUCAACCUCUCAACCGACGACUUUAUCUCGGUCAGUCUCGACAGGGAAGCCUUUCGUGUCGAGAAACCAAUCCGGAUGCGCAUCCACAGGACGUGCCACAAAUGCAAUACAAUGUUUGGGGGAAACAAAAAGUGUGUUACAUGUCAGCAUAAAAGAUGCUCCAAAUGUCCCAGAUACCCGCCACUCAAAACCGACGAUGCUGCGCAGGAAAAGGAGAGAUUGGAAGAACUCCUAGCACCAGACGAAAAUGUGACAGACGACUAUCAGAGCCUGCAGAGCCUGCGAGAGCAGAUGGUCUGGACAAGACCUAGGAGGACUAGCGGUCAGCCAUUAGUGAAGAAGAAGCCAGUACAGCGAGUGCGGAGGACAUGUCACGUUUGCCUGACGCUCUUUAACACAGGGAGCUAUGUAUGCGCGAAUUGCCAACAUCGUCGUUGUGCAGACUGUCCCAGAGAUCCACGCAAGAAAUCAAAAUAUCCCGAUGGCUACCCAGGCGAUAUGCCAUCAUCCACAUCCACAGCCCCUAUCAAAUACGCAUGCCAUGAAUGCGGCAGGACCUUCGCUCCCGUCCCUCAUCCAAAUAGCCCCGAAGGCGAGGCUUUGGGCGAUAGAAUCGAACCAUUAGAAUGCACUCGCUGCGGCCACUUCAGAUGCGCCGACUGUCCUCGCGCCCAGCCGCGAAAAGUAGACCGAGCAGAUCGCGAAGCUGCGAGGAACGCAAAUAAGGAUCUCACAGCCUUCCGACUCAAUCUGCUACUAGACCACGACUCCGAAUCAGCAUGCAGCGACGCAGAAGCUGCCAGCUGGCAAACCCCGAACCAGCCAGGAGGCUGA
Molecule: messenger RNA, 1239 nt
Organism: Amorphotheca resinae ATCC 22711
Lineage: Eukaryota; Fungi; Ascomycota; Leotiomycetes; Helotiales; Amorphothecaceae
Exons: 3
Coding region: 1-1239 (412 amino acids)
Source: RefSeq, a predicted model, not a curated record